Spirodela intermedia is the source of this 375-nucleotide messenger RNA. NCBI's taxonomy places the organism in Eukaryota, Viridiplantae, Streptophyta, Magnoliopsida, Alismatales, Araceae. The record is from the annotation of a GenBank genome assembly.
AUGAGAUGGGCGAUCAGGUGUGUGAAGUGCGGGGCGGACCUGAAUCUGAGCUCCGCCUACCUCUAUCCGCCGGAAACCUACUUCGAGGCCGGGAACAAGGGGUCGCUGUCCUUCUCCUGGGCCGACGAGUCGAAGCUACGGCUGACCAAGGAAGACAAGAUCCGGCCCUUCUUCGAGACCAUCGACUACUGGGGCAUCCAUCGCACGCGCACCAGGCUUCAGUGCUCCCCCUGCGGUGCCGUCGUCGGCCACAUCUACGACGACGGCCCGCCCAUGAUGCAGGGGAACGGCCAGUACGGAUUCGGUCCCAGCCAAGUCAUCCCCCGGGCGCCUAGGUACCGUUUUAAGACCAAGGCCCUCAGGGUCCUCCCGUAG